AAGAGUGACUUUAGAAAAUAGAAAUUCCUUUUCCUCUCCUUCCUCGACCUCCCCUAAAUUAUCUCAGGUCGGAAAGUUCUAACAGAUACAGAACACACAAAGGCCACCGUCGUUAUUCAUUACAGAUCCGACCUGACAACUUCGGACAAUUCCAAUUGGAUCUUUCUUCUACUAUAGCUUUUACCGAAACCCUAAGUACCCUUCUUCGACUUUGACAUUGUUUCGGAAGCAAUGGGUCGCUCUCGUGGGAACUUCCACAAUUUCGAAGACCCUACCCAGAGAACGAGGAAGAAGAAAAAUGCGGCUAAUGUGGAGAACUUUGAGUCUUCCUCUAUGGUUACAGGAACGGAGGGAGGAGGGAAGUACAACUGCGAUUAUUGCCAGAAAGACAUUACUGGCAAAAUCAGGAUCAAGUGUGAUGUCUGUCCUGAUUUUGAUCUCUGUGUUGAGUGUAUGUCUGUGGGAGCUGAGAUCACUCCUCACAAAUGUGAUCACGCCUACCGUGUUAUGGGAAAUCUAACUUUCCCGCUUAUUUGUCCGGACUGGAGUGCUGAUGAUGAAAUGCUUCUCCUGGAGGGACUUGAAAUUUAUGGAAUGGGAAACUGGGCAGAGGUCGCGGAGCAUGUGGGAACGAAGAGUAAAGAACAAUGUCUCGAGCACUACAGAAACAUUUAUCUUAACUCUCCCUUCUUCCCACUUCCAGAUAUGUCACAUGUAGCAGGGAAGAACAAGAAAGAACUUCAAGCCAUGGCCAAAGGACGCAUCGAAGAGAAGAAAGCAGAGCAGAACAUGAAAGAAGAGUACCCCUUUUCUCCUCCUAAAGUCAAAGUUGAAGACACACAAAAAGAGUCUCAUACAGACAGGAGUUUUGGAGGAAAGAAACCUGUUGUUGCCCCUGGAAACAACUCUUUGGUUGAAUUGAGUAACUACAACCACAAAAGAGAAGAGUUCGACCCUGAAUAUGACAACGAUGCUGAGCAGCUCUUGGCUGAGAUGGAGUUCAAAGACAACGAUACUCCUGAAGAAAAAGACCUCAAGCUCCGUGUCUUGCGUAUUUAUUCCAAAAGGCUUGAUGAAAGGAAACGUAGAAAGGAGUUCAUACUAGACAGAAACCUCUUGUACCCAAACCCCUUCGAGAAGGAGCUGUCUCAGGAGGAGAAAAUGCAGUGUCGGCGUUUAGACGUGUUCAUGCGUUUUCAUUCAAAAGAGGAGCAUGAGGAGCUACUCCGCAGCGUUGUGAGCGAGUACCGCAUGGUGAAACGGCUCAAAGAUCUCAAGGAAGCUCAAAUGGCAGGGUGUCGCUCCACGGCUGAAGCAGAGAGGUACCUGGCGAGGAAGAGGAAGCGAGAGAACGAAGAAGGGAUGAUGAACAGAGGGAAAGAGAGCGGUCAAUUUGGUGCAGGGGAAUUGGGAACUAGACCACCUGUGCAAGCAUCUUCAAGCUAUGUGAAUGAUCUGGACCUGAUUGGGUUCACGGAGUCGCAACUGCUGUCUGAAUCCGAGAAGCGUCUAUGCAGCGAGGCCAAGCUGGUUCCACCGGUUUAUCUACAUAUGCAACAAGUGAUGUCACAUGAGAUAUUCAAAGGGAAUGUGACGAAGAAGUCUGAUGCAUAUAGCUUGUUCAAGAUUGAUCCAACCAAAGUGGACAGAGUUUAUGAUAUGCUUGUGAAGAAAGGUAUUGCUCAGCUAUAAGACUUGUGUUGUAUUAUGUAAUCUAUCUAUCAAUGUGUGCGCUCUAUUUGAGUUAUUAUAUGUUCCUUUGUCACAAUUGUAGUUUAUAUACCCUGUUCUACACAUCAAUGUUAUGCUUAUGCAAAUAGUCUUUUUAUCAA
Molecule: messenger RNA, 1832 nt
Organism: Brassica oleracea var. oleracea
Lineage: Eukaryota; Viridiplantae; Streptophyta; Magnoliopsida; Brassicales; Brassicaceae
Product: transcriptional adapter ADA2b
Exons: 11
Coding region: 232-1692 (486 amino acids)
Biological process (GO): chromatin remodeling; regulation of transcription by RNA polymerase II
Cellular component (GO): nucleus
Molecular function (GO): zinc ion binding; protein binding; chromatin binding
Source: RefSeq, a predicted model, not a curated record